AUGGGCAGUAAUGGACCCAGCCCCGGAUCAAACACAAAUAUGAACGCUAACACGAACAAUAACGCCGCAGUCAAAGCUUGCGCCGGGUGUGGUGGUCGCAUUUGUGAUCGUUUCUUAUUACAUGCCUUGGAUAGAUAUUGGCAUACCGGCUGCUUAAAAUGUUCCUGCUGCCAAGCACAACUGGGAGAAAUUGGCACAUCCUGUUUUCACAAAGCUGGCAUGAUCCUAUGCCGAAAUGAUUACAUAAGAUUAUUUGGUUCGGGCGGAACGUGUGCGUCCUGCUCGCAGAACAUUCCAGCCAGCGAACUAGUCAUGCGAUUACAAGGCAACGUCUACCAUCUCAAAUGUUUCACCUGUAUGUCCUGCAACUGCCAACUGAUGCCCGGUGAUCGCUUUGGUGUCAUCAACGGAAGUCUGGUCUGUGAACAAGAUUACCCUAAAGUUCUCAAAGGACAUGGUCCCCUCACGUCGCGUGCCACGCAUAAGGUAAGCCUUGAACUCAUUUCCUGUUGCGUAAAUAAAUGA
Messenger RNA from Lottia gigantea (owl limpet), 525 nucleotides. RefSeq lists its product as hypothetical. The transcript is spliced from 2 exons. The coding region runs from base 1 to 525 and encodes 174 amino acids. The record is from RefSeq and is a predicted model, not a curated record. NCBI's taxonomy places the organism in Eukaryota, Metazoa, Mollusca, Gastropoda, Lottiidae.